Messenger RNA from Trematomus bernacchii (emerald rockcod), 1149 nucleotides. Its product is annotated as LIM homeobox transcription factor 1-beta-like. Bases 1 to 1149 code for a protein of 382 amino acids. Gene Ontology annotation, biological process: regulation of transcription by RNA polymerase II; neuron differentiation. Lineage: Eukaryota; Metazoa; Chordata; Actinopteri; Perciformes; Nototheniidae. Gene Ontology annotation, molecular function: RNA polymerase II transcription regulatory region sequence-specific DNA binding; DNA-binding transcription factor activity, RNA polymerase II-specific. The transcript is spliced from 8 exons. Gene Ontology annotation, cellular component: nucleus. The record is from RefSeq and is a predicted model, not a curated record.
AUGCUGCACGACAUUAAAGUGGAAGCUGACCCGGGAUCCGUGGACCUCCUGACCGGCGGAGCUUCCCCGCAGCAGGCCGUGUGUGAGGGCUGCUCGCGGAUCAUCUCAGACCGCUUCCUGAUGCGGGUCAACGACACGUCCUGGCACGAGCGCUGCCUGCAGUGCGCCGCGUGCCAGCAGCCGCUCACCAACACCUGCUACUCCAGAGACACGAGGCUGUACUGCAGGGCCGACUACCAGCAGUUGUUUUCCAGUAAGUGCAGCGGUUGUCUGGAGAGCAUUUCUCCCUCAGCGUUCGUGAUGCGAGCUCUGGACAGCGUUUUCCACCUCAGCUGCUUCUGCUGCUGCGUCUGUGAGCGUCAGCUGAGCAAAGGAGACGAGUUUGUCCUGAGAGACAAUCAGCUGCUGUGCAAAGACGACUACGAGAGAGAGCGUCUCAUUACAGUCAGUCCACACACCUCGGACUCAGAUAAGAGUGAGGAUGAGGAUCUGAAUGUACCCUCAGAGUGUCGUUCAGCAGGGAAACGCAGAGAUGACAAAGACCCUCGUCGGCCCAAACGUCCGCGCACCGUCCUCAACACCGUGCAGAGGAGAGCGUUCAAAGCCUCCUUCGAUGUGUCCUCCAAACCCUGCAGGAAGGUGAGAGAGACCCUGGCUGCAGAGACAGGACUCACUGUCCGUGUGGUCCAGGUCUGGUUCCAGAACCAGAGAGCAAAGAUGAAGAAGUUAGCCCGCAGACAACAGCAGCAAAACGAGCAACACAACAGCCAGAGGGUAGGCCAAGAUGGGAUGUCGAUGGAGGGUCUGCUCAGCUCGUAUUCAGGACAUCUCCCUCUCACCCAGCAGCUGGGGAUGGAUCCCAGCAGAUACUCUGAACCCUUCCAGCAGGGCCUCACACCGCCUCAGAUGCCUGGUGACCACAUGAACCCCUACGGCACUGACUCCAUCUUCCAUGACUUUGACAGUGACACUUCUCUCACGAGUCUAAGCGACUGUUUCAUGGCCGCUCCAGAUGUCGGCUCCUUGCAGAGUCGGGCGGGAAACCCCAUCGACCGUCUGUACUCCAUGCAGAACUCCUACUUUGCCUCAUGUGGCCCCGACAUCACCGCUGGCACCACUCAAUCCACAACGACACAUCCCAGGUCAUGA